CUUAGUAAGGGCCAAAGUGUACUGGAUAAACUCAGUUUUCUGUCUCCACCCAGUUGAAGACCUGGUGGCAUUAUUGACUAGCUCUCUGCUCACUCCUGGUCUUGUCACUUUCAAUGGAAUUGCUCUGGUAACUUGUCACAUAAUCAAGUCCUUUUUGUCUGCGAUUGUAAUUUUUUUCUGGGCUAACCGUAUCUUCUUUCAUCGCACUUUCCUGACCAAGGAUUGGGUGGGGACCUCAAGGAAAGUCAGCCAUCUCCCUCACCCCAAUUGGAAAGAGCCUUCCUCUGAGCUGUGUAAGCUCAGGAUGGCAACAAAUUCCGGGGCCCUUGAAGCCUCGGCUGGCCAGGCUGCGGAGGAUCAAGGGGAGAUCAUCAAAGUAAAGGUUAAGGAAGAAGACCAUAUUUGGGAUCAGGAAUCCUGCCUACAAGGGAAUCUGUCUCAGACCAGGGAACACUCUCGCCAGCGCUUCAGGCAUUUCUGCUAUCAGGAGACACCUGGACCCAGGGAGGCGCUAAGCCAACUUCGGGAACUUUGCCACCAGUGGCUGAGACCAGAGAUGCACACCAAGGAGCAGAUUCUGGAAUUGUUGGUGCUGGAGCAGUUACUGACCAUCCUGCCCGAGGAGCUCCAGGCCUGGGUGCGAGAGCACCAUCCUCAGAGCGGAGAGGAGGUGGUGACUGUGCUGGAAGAUUUGGAGAGGGAACUGGAUGAACCUAGACGACAGGUCCCACAAGGCCCAUUUGGGCAGGAAGUUUCUAUGGAAGAAAUGGCUCCUCUGGAAGCUACAAAGGAACCCUUAGGUACCCAGCUCCAGUCUUUGGAAGACAGGAUGGACUGUGACUCUCCAGAGCCACACACACUUCAAGAUAAUGGUGAGGAUAAUAGUGUCUGGAAGGAAGAUGAGAUUUGGGAGAGGAAAGGUUCUAGCCACUGAAAAUUUUCCAAACUUCAUCCCAUUCACACUUCUACUGAAUAUGG
Molecule: messenger RNA, 978 nt
Organism: Talpa occidentalis (Iberian mole)
Lineage: Eukaryota; Metazoa; Chordata; Mammalia; Eulipotyphla; Talpidae
Product: SCAN domain-containing protein 3-like
Exons: 2
Coding region: 305-934 (209 amino acids)
Source: RefSeq, a predicted model, not a curated record